AUCCUACUAAAAGCAGACUUGUUUUCAUUUUAAAUGUUUACGUAGACACCUUGUUGUGGAGCUGGCUGUUCACAAGUCCAAUGCUGUGCUCUGUUGUGUGCUGAAAUGUCUCGGGGUGACCAAGAAACGAAAUGAUUGGAAACAGCGGCUCCAGCAACCUCUGCAUGCACAACUGUACCCAGCACUGCCACGGCUGCCUGCCCAGCAGACCCAAUUACGCGAGCCAGAGGGAUGGUUGUAGUCACGGGGCAGAACAAAGCGAGUGGACACCCAGGCGAUGCCAUGUCGACCUCGGAUGCGGAAGAUGAUUUCCAAGAGCCGGCCACCCCAACGGCCACCCAGGCAGAGCAUUCCCUGUCCCUUCUUCCACAGCAGUUCCCUGAAGUGGUUCCCCUGAAUGUAGGAGGCAUGCAUUUCACCACCAGACUGUCAACGCUGAGGCGAUACGAAGACACCAUGCUGUCGGCUAUGUUUAGCGGCCGGCAUUAUAUCCCGACGGAUGCCGAAGGCAGAUAUUUUAUUGACCGGGACGGAACAUUCUUUGGAGACGUGCUUAACUUCCUGCGGUCCGGUGACUUGCCUCCCCGAGAACGAGUGAGGUCAGUUUACAAGGAAGCUCAGUAUUAUUCAAUAGGACCAUUGCUAGAAAACCUAGAAGAGCUCCAGCCCCUUAAAGGAGAGAAAGUCCGGCAGGCUUUCUUGGGCUUAAUGCCCUAUUACAAAGAUCACUUGGAGCGGAUCAUUGAGAUUGCAAAACUGAGGGCCAUGCAGAGAAAGGCCCGGUUUGCCAAGCUGAAGAUCUGCGUCUUCAAGGAAGAGAUGCCCAUCACACCAUACGAGUGCCCGCUGUUCAACUCCCUUCGCUUCGAGAGGAGCGAGGGCGAGGCUAAACUCUUUGAACACCACUGUGAAGUGGAUGUGUCAUUCGGACCUUGGGAAGCUGUAGCAGACGUCUACGAUCUCCUCCAUUGCAUUGUGACGGACCUUUCUAGCCGGGGCAUCACCGUGGACCACCAGUGCAUCGGGGUGUGUGACAAACAUCUGAUCAACCAUUACUACUGCAAACGUCCCAUCUAUGAAUUCAAGAUCACAUGGUGGUAGGCUUUUUGCCCAAGAGUGAGGGAGCCUGUCCUCUUCCUGGUCUUACUUCACUUACAACCGCUGGAUGGCGAUUCUACUUUGUCUCAGAAAUUACCUUGUGAAGGAACAUGUCCUCCAUUUCCUGCAAUGCAGCUAGUGGAAACCUGUCUCAGACACUUCUUUGAAACAGAAAAAAUUUCCAUUGGGAAGGAUGCAUGCCGGGUACCGGAUAUGAUCACAGCUAUAGAAUACCUCAGCGUGCUUGUAUAGAGGUUUUGAAGGCAUUUGCCCUGCCUCCCCAGCUUUCAGUCCUUACUUAUCUGCACUACAGAGGUGGCUGACAGCAGGAACACAAGCCGUUGCACAAUAUUUCCAAGAGUUUGUUUCCCCCCACCAGUGUGAUGAAUAGCUGUUACUUAGUCAUGUGGUGUCAGAAGUAUGCAGCAAGCACUUUACCUCACACCGCUGUCACUCCUGCCUUUGUGACUUUAUUGUUGUGAUUUGCAAAGCAGAGGGCUGAGAUGCGUUCCAUAGAUGCUGACAUGAUUCAGAAGCAAUUAAAAAAAAUAAUCUGCGUUCUGUAGCAAAACCCUAAUUUUUUUUUUAGUGUGGGGUACUUUUUUAUCAUUGCUUUAAUUGUGAGCCUAUAUUUGUUAAUUAUUUCCUGUGUUGUAACUUAUUGCUGUUUCUUUGACCAAAAAGGCAAGUUUUUUUGUCCUGUUUCUGGGAUGCCUCUCCAUGCAUUCAAGCUGUGUAGAUGAUGGUCUUUAUAGACCUGAGACAGAACUAUUUCUAAUUGUUUCUACCAAAACUUUAGCAGCUGGCAGUAUCUGGAUGAAAGCUUCUCCGUAAGGGCAGUUCAUUUUGCAGGGAUUUAAGGCCUUGAACUGAGUCAGCCUUGUGGCCUCCCCCAGAUCCCAAGUCUGAGAGACACUGCAAGGAAGCAAACUGGGUGUAAUAUCUUUCCCUAUAGAAUGGACUGCUGUAUCCCACAGAAACAAAAAGAUCACCAAGGUUAGUUGCUUUAGUGCAGCAACCAAUACUGGCUAAAAUGAAAGCAGGCGAGAAGAUCCUGUGCCUCCUAUAUCUGCAAAAGUUUGCACACAUUUGAAGCUACCAGAUAGGGCCCAUAAAUGAUCGGCGCUUGUUUUUGUGUUGUCCGGCAGUUUAUGAUGGAAUGGAUUGUAGGUGCACAGCCUAUUCAAAAAGGGCUGCUUGAUUUUCCAGAGCUGCGGUAAAAGCAGCCUAGCCUCAGUCCCUACGAGAGAAGAAUCCUCCCAUCCCCUGAUGCUGUCAAAGAGAACAUUUUCUCCUUCUGCUCAAAUAGUAGAACACUCAAGGAAGCUGAUGGGCAGUAGAUGCAUGCUGGACAAAAGGAAAUACCUUUUUACACAGUGAGUGAUUGAAAAGUCACAUUUGCUGCCUAAGGAUAUAAUGAUGGCCACAGGCAUAGAGGACUUCUAAAGAGGAUCAGAAAUAUUAAUGGAAGAAAUAGACCUAUCAGUGGCUACUAGCCAUGGUGACUAAAGGGAACCUGCACAUUCAGAGGCAUCCAGCUUCUUAAUGCUAGUGCCAGGAGGCAACAUUGGGGAAGGCCUCAGCUUCUAUGCCCUGCUUUGGGCCCUCAGGAAUACGAUUGGCCACUGUGUGAGACAGGAGGCUGAACUAGGUAGAUCCAGCAGGUCUCUUCUUAUAUUCUCUAUGAUACUAGCAAAAAACCCUAAAGGGCCAAGAGAGGUCCUGAAUCUAGAUAGGGCACUCUCAGGCCUCAGCAGCUGGACUGACCCCUCCCAUCAGGCUUGUCCCCUCACAUUUGCAUGGUUGCUCACGGUGCCCAUCAACACCUGACUCCCAAGUCCUCGCUGAUAUGCUUCCUUCGUACAUAAGCACUUUGACUGGGACUCCAGCAAGGGUGCAGGCUAUGUGAAGGCUACAGGCUGCCAAGCAGGCUGCCCUGCCCCAUGAUUAGACUGCCAAGGACCUCAUCUGAAUGGGCACCUAAUAGGCUCAGCUGCAUGGGUGGGGAGCCAGCUCAUUGGUGCUACAGUCCUGCGGUUGGUUCUGGCUAUUUACACCGCCCUGAGAGCUGACCCAAAAAGACCCCUUUGUAUUUAUCAUGGAUUAUAUCUCACGCAUCAGGAGAGAUAGGAUUCUGGAUGUUGCUGCAACUAGCAGUUGCAUUAAAAGAGCAUAGCUUUGUUCUUGAGAGAAGAUCUAGUUCUUUAGUUUGUGGAUCUAACACAUUCUUUUUUUGUACGAAUAAGCUAUUUAUUUAUGCAGAGAGAGGAAAGAAUAACUUUUAAAAAAUUCUUCUUCCUUACCGAGAUUUGGAAAGAUUUUGUUGUGACUGUUAUUUAAAGGUUUUUUUAGGGGUGGGUGGGAAAUCACCGUAUUACCUAGGUUUCUCUAUGCAUUACCUUUAAUGCCUUUGAAAACAACCAAGAUAUAAAUGGGAAGUUGUGUGUUGUGUCGAAGUAAAUUGUUGGAACUGGUGAACCUCACUAAUACGACUUUCAGUUAUGUGUUUGUUUUCCCGAUGUAUAAUUGGUAUUUUGUAUUAAAAUGUGUCAUGUGUCAGUAUUGUGCAAUAAAAUAUCUCUAUAUGAUCACCUG
Messenger RNA from Heteronotia binoei (common prickly gecko), 3693 nucleotides. RefSeq names its product potassium channel tetramerization domain containing 7 (gene KCTD7). Lineage: Eukaryota; Metazoa; Chordata; Lepidosauria; Squamata; Gekkonidae. The record is from RefSeq and is a predicted model, not a curated record. Gene Ontology annotation, molecular function: protein binding. The transcript is spliced from 5 exons. Bases 232 to 1101 code for a protein of 289 amino acids. Gene Ontology annotation, biological process: protein homooligomerization.